AUGGCAAUUUUGAAUUUCUCUGGUCCUGCCACAAUUUGGUUGCAGUCAGUUCAGCGCAAGAUCGCGGGUCUUGCCUGGGAAUCGUUCACAGCCCUGUUGUGCACACGAUUCGGGCGUGAUAAGCACCAAUUACUCAUUAGGCAAUUCUAUGCUAUCCGUCAGUCUGAUUCAGUCGCCGAUUUCAUUGAGCGUUUUGAGACUUUGAUGAAUCAUAUGAUCUCUUACUCUGAACUGACGCACCCGUAUUUUUUCUUGACACGAUUCAUUGAGGGACUGCGGGCGGACAUACGGGCGGUGGUGCUCAUUCAACGACCGCCGGACCUCGACACGGCGUGUUCAUUGGCUCUGCUCCAGGAAGAAGUUGCGGAUGGCGAGCUCUCCAUGCGCUCCGCACCCAGCCAUCCAUCCUCAUCGCGCUGGGUGACAACCAGCACACCAAGUCUUCCAGUGAGCAACCUGAGGCCAUCGGCACCUACUGCUAGUGCUGAAGAUCGCCGAGGUACUGAUGCAGCAAGAGCAAGUUCAGCAUCAGAUAGCAGCAAAAUUUCAGCACUGCGCACAUUCAGACGCGCUCGAGGCCUUUGCUUUAGGUGUGGCGAAAGGUGGGGCAAGGAGCACACAUGUCCACCUACAGUACAGAUGCAUGUGGUGGAGGAAUUGCUGGCGCUGUUUGCAGGAGAAGAAGAAAGUGGCGAGCACCAGCAAGAGCCACACGAGCCUGACGAGGACAAUCUGUGUACCAUUUCCAAGCAAGCAAUUGAGGGAGCUUCAGGUCCGGGCGUGAUGCAGCUUCAUGCUUGGAUCCAAGGCAGAGAGAUGUCCUUACUAGUGGACUCUGGCAGUUCAUCUUUGUUUAUCGAUCAUCGAAUGGCUUCUAAACUGACGGGGGUCUGCAAAUUGCCUACAGUUUGCAAGGUCAAGGUAGCCGACGGCGCAGUAUUGCGUUGUGACAGUUUCAUUCCACAAUGUCCGUGGACAUCGCAUGGUCAUGAGUUUGUUACAGAUUUCAAGCUCAUAUCAUUGGGGGUGUACGACACCAUCCUCGGCAUGGACUGGCUCAAGAAACAUAGUCCUAUGCACAUUGAUUGGGAGGCGCAAUGGAUGACAAUUACCACAGACCAAGGUUCAAUGGACUUGAAGGCAGUCACCAGCGAUCAGAUCCACUGUUCUGCAAUUUCUUCUCAGGAACUUGUGGUUGCCUGUAAACAGGGGUCAGUAGCUUAUGUCGUCCAUUUGAAUGCUGCGAACGAUACGGGGGUCAAAGAAGAAUCAAUUCCCGUGGAAAUUCUUCGGGUUUUGGAGCAGUACACAAAUGUGUUUGACGAACCCAAAGGCCUUCCACCGCGAUGUGCUUGCGAUCACAGGAUUCCGCUCAUGGAAGGGGCUCAGCCUGUCAACCUGCGACCAUAUCGGCACAAACCAGAACUCAAGAAUGAAAUUGAACGUCAGAUUAAAGAGCUGCUAGACGCGGGAAUCAUUCGGAGGAGUACUAGUCAAUUCUCCUCCCCAGCUCUACUGGUGAAGAAGAAGGACGGUACCUGGAGGUUAUGCGUGGAUUAUAGAUGUCUGAAUGCAAUAACAAUUGUCAGCAAGUACCCCGUUCCGAUAAUUGAUGAACUGCUAGACGAAUUGGUCGGGGCCAAGUGGUUCUCUAAACUGGAUCUGCGUGCGGGAUACCAUCAGAUCAGAAUGGCAGAGGGCGAGGAGUACAAGACGGCAUUCACUAUGCACUCCGGUCAUUGGGAAUUCUUGGUUAUGUCUUUUGGACUGGCGGCGGCUCCCCCAACCUUCAUUGGUGCCGUCACUUGCACUCUGCAACCGCUACUACGAGACUGCGUCAUUCUGUUCUUUGACGAUAUAUUGGUUUUCAGUAAAACUCUAGAGCAACAUGUAGAGCACCUCCGGCGAGUAUUACAAUUGCUUCGACGAGACCACUGGCAAGUCAAGCAAUCAAAAUGUGCAUUCGGUUAG
Molecule: messenger RNA, 1971 nt
Organism: Aegilops tauschii subsp. strangulata
Lineage: Eukaryota; Viridiplantae; Streptophyta; Magnoliopsida; Poales; Poaceae
Source: RefSeq, a predicted model, not a curated record